AUGUCCGACAAGAUCCGCGAGGAACGGCUAUUCCAGGCGAUGAAGCAGAAGCACAUCGGCCUCGGCACAGACGACACAUCGAGAGACGAGUGGUUGACACAGGUACAUAGAGAUACAUACAACAGCUUGCUGGGGCACAGCGCCCUGCUGCAAUACGCGGCACUCAGCGGGCCCACGCGCAACAAGGCGGAGACGCGGCUGGCCAUGGUCAGCCGGAUGUGCGGCGGGCCCGCCACGCGGCGCGCGCCGGCGUAG
Molecule: messenger RNA, 255 nt
Organism: Eremothecium gossypii ATCC 10895
Lineage: Eukaryota; Fungi; Ascomycota; Saccharomycetes; Saccharomycetales; Saccharomycetaceae
Gene: YSF3
Product: U2 snRNP complex subunit YSF3
Exons: 2
Coding region: 1-255 (84 amino acids)
Biological process (GO): mRNA splicing, via spliceosome
Cellular component (GO): U2 snRNP; precatalytic spliceosome
Source: RefSeq, marked provisional